Messenger RNA from Sitophilus oryzae (rice weevil), 2314 nucleotides. RefSeq names its product protein borderless. The record is from RefSeq and is a predicted model, not a curated record. Gene Ontology annotation, molecular function: protein binding. Lineage: Eukaryota; Metazoa; Arthropoda; Insecta; Coleoptera; Curculionidae. The transcript has 14 exons. Bases 15 to 2054 code for a protein of 679 amino acids. Gene Ontology annotation, cellular component: neuron projection.
CGGUACGAUUCCUAAUGUCAGUCUCGAGCUGGAACAUGAAGUGCGCUAUCCUCUAUCUCGUUUCGUUGUGUGCAGUGAGCAAAAGCGCGUACUUCGACGAAGAGGAGAACAUCCCCAGGUACCAUACGGCCGCGGUGGGUGAUCACGUGGUGUUCGAUUGCGAGAUCGACUUUCCCCAUGACUAUCCCAUCCCUUACAAGCUGUCAUGGAGAAGAGGGGAUUUUGAAAUAUUUUCAUGGCAAGACGAUCAAAUAAAAGAAUCGGAUGAGUAUUCGGGAAGAAUUCAUCUUCUAGAUAAACAUCUGCAUCAUUCUCCUCAUCCCCCUACUUUGGAGAGACCCGUACAGCAUUAUGGUAGAGCUUCCAUCAAUCUUACCUCCAUCAGAGAGUCAGAUGCCGGAUGGUAUGAAUGUCGGAUUAGAUUUCCUACCAGAACUCCAUCUUAUAGAAAUAACGGGACUUGGUUUCAUCUCACAGUGAGUGGAGGUAACCUACUGGCGAUACCUCCUAUCAAUCAAACUGUACAAGAAGGACAAGAGGUUAAAUUCAUGUGCGUGGUUAAAGACUUGUCAUAUAAGUUAAGAUGGAUGAAAGACAACAUACCUCUAAGCGAGUAUCAGGAUCUGACGCAAAGAUCAUGGAUGGAAAAAGAUGGAACCCUUGUGAUACAUCCUACCGAUAUGGGAGACUAUGGAGAAUACGAAUGCGAAGCUAGUAAUGAUGUAGGCGAUGUUCAAAAGGCUAAAGCUUUUCUUAAUGUACAAUAUAAAGCUAAGGUUAUUUACGCUCCGCCAGAAAUUUACCUACCUUUUGGGCGUCCAGCGCUUAUCGACUGCCAUUUCAGAGCCAAUCCGCCACUAACAAAUCUACGCUGGGAGAAAGACGGAUUCCUCUUUGAUCCUUACAACGUCCAAGGAGUAUUUUACAGAAAAAAUGGAAGCUUGUAUUUUAACAAAGUCGACGAAACUCAUGGUGGGAGUUAUACUUGCACUCCGUAUAACGAUUUGGGAACUCAAGGACCGUCUCCAUCAAUGUACGUUAUAGUUCAAAGAGCUCCAAUAUUCACAAGAACUCCUCAGAAUCUUUACCUAAAGAAAUUGGGAGAAACUGUUGAAAUUCCUUGCGAUGCUACAGAUGGAGAUAAUGGCCAUAAACCGAUGAUAGUAUGGUAUAAGAAAGGAUCAUCACUACCCAUGGGUCGAUAUUCCAUAAACGAAGGCAAUCUCACUAUCACCGAUAUUGAAGAAGAUGACCGAGGUAUUUUCCAAUGUUCAGCCACCAAUAAAGCUGCAACUGUAACUGCUGAAACUGAAUUACUUGUAGAAAAUAUACCAUCAAGUGCCCCAUACAAUUUAUCUGCGGUCUCAUCCUCAACUUCUGUCCAUCUGAAAUGGUUAUCCCGAAGACAAAAGAAUGUUGAGUUUAGUGUGUGGUAUAAAAAGAUUGAGAGUACAGUUGGUUGGAAAACGUAUAAAGUACCAUCUUCCAGAUCUUUAGAAGCAACUAUUACCAACUUAGAACCAGGACAAGAAUAUGAAUUUAUGAUUCUAUGUAAAGACGAUGCUGGAGAUGGUCCAUUCAGUAAAUCAGUAAGGAUAUGGACCAAAAGCAUGGAACAAGAAACCAAUCUUUACAGAGGUCCAGCACCACUUGGAUAUCCAAGAAAUGUUGAUGUAAGACCAACAGAUGAAGGGCUUUAUGUUACAUGGGAUCCACCAGACUUUGGAAUGGAAUUCCUAAGGCACUAUGUCGUUAGAUGGACUCAAGGUCCUGAGGAUUAUAUAUUUGGAUCUGUUGAUACUAUAGAAACAAACUAUCUAAUAAGAAAUUUAAUAGAAGGUUCAGAGUACGAUAUACAAGUAUUAGCCAUAUCCAUAGACGAUCAGCAAGCAAUAAGUGAAAAAAUUAGAACUUUAUAUCCAGGGUUUAAGAGCAUUAGAGCUAUAUCCACAGGAAUUAUAGCUGGCCUGGCUUUUCUUGGUGUCAUUUUUGUUACUGUUUAUUUUGUUAAAAAGCGAUUUUUCAAACGAAAUCCCGAACUCCUGAAAAAGUAGUAUUUUGCAAUUUCAAAAAAAAAAACGAAAACGUUAGUAAGGAAUAUUGGGAAAUGGUAUGCAUGUAUUUUAUUAGGAUUUUAUAAAACAAUUAAUGUUGUCCAGACAAAAAACAAUUAUAUAUUUUUACUUAUAGAAGAAAAACACUUACCUUCAUGUUUUGAACAACUUUCUUGUCCAAAUUGUAUCAAACAGAUGAAUCUAAAAAAUGUAUCAAAAAACAAAGACUUAACUGAAAGUUAAGAUCUUUUAUAAAAAAA